Molecule: messenger RNA, 2525 nt
Organism: Porites evermanni
Lineage: Eukaryota; Metazoa; Cnidaria; Anthozoa; Scleractinia; Poritidae
Source: the annotation of a GenBank genome assembly
AUGCUUAUUAGCCUGAGGAGGAAAUUUUUCUAUGCAGUUACACUGAUAACUGUAGCCUUGUUUGUGGUUUCCUUGUGGUCUGUAUAUCGUGAUGAACUGUUGUGGCUUAAGGUUGGUUUGCUAACAGCUUUGUAACCUUAAAAAAGUGUUAUAAUACUGUGUGUUUUUAACAGUUGCAAAUACAUCCUGGAUAUCUGUUGAACUGAAGGUGCUAAAUAUGCUAGUAGUCCAUCAUUAGAAACAGUAAGUAAUUCUCCAGACUGACCUCAAUACAUUUCCUUAAAGAAUAAGUUGAGAGAAUCUGGUACUCCUUUUAUAACCUCUCUACAUUGGCCGUCUACUUGUACCACUCCAUAUAUUAAAAUUCCUACCAGUAUUUCCAGUAAUAUUUGAAAAUUUGCCACUAUGAAAACCAGGGACACUUUCCCCAAAUGCUGGUGUCAUGGAACCAGGAGCAUGUAUAUUCACUUUUUGUUUUAUUUUUGCUUGCAGGUUGAUAAAUGGGAAAGUUGUGAGAAAGUGAUUUGGCAAAAUUCCUUUUCAAAUCUGUUGAGAAUAUUUCUGAAUCCUGACCAUAAAAAUCACAAGACUGACCAAGACAUCUUGGACACAUAUGGCAGUAGACAAUGUCAUGACAUUCUACGGCAUGACUUUCCUCACCCUAUUGCCACAUCAAUAGAAAUUGAAUUUCCAAUUGCGUAUGGAAUACUUGUAUAUAAAGGGGGGCCUCUUCUUGAACAGUUAUUCAAAGCAAUAUAUAUGCCACAUAAUGCCUAUUGCCUUCAUGUUGAUGUGAAGGCCUCUGAAACUUUCGAACGGGCUGUUAAAUCUAUGACCAGGUGCCUAAGCAAUGUCUUUAUCACCAAAAAAACCUUGGAUGUGAUAUGGGCACAUAUUAGCAUCAUUCAAGCGCAGUUAAAUUGUAUGGAAGAUUUAUUGGAAAGUCCCAUUAAAUGGAAAUAUUUUAUAAAUUUAGUGGGACAAGAUUUUCCUUUGUAUGACAAUAAUGGCAUUGUAACUGCAUUGCAGACACUUCAAGGAAAAAACAACAUUGAAAGUUUUCCUAUGCCUGAGCGUAAUUACUACCGCACACAAUUUGUUUAUCGCUUUGAAAAGACAGGUGAAUUUUCCCACGAUUAUAGAAGAAUACAAACAUCACUUAGAAAAGAACCACCACCAUAUGGACUUAAACUUUUCAAAGGCUCAAAUCAUGUGGCCUUGACAAGAAAUUUUGUACAAUUCAUCUUGUAUGAUAAAAAAGCCAAUGAAUUUUUUAACUGGCUAAAUGACACUUUUAUUCCCGAUGAAGCAUUCUAUGCUACUCUUCAACAAAUUCCUGGUGUUCCUGGUGGUAUCCAUGGAAACCACAGCUGGUUUAUGAGAAGACUGAUGUGGUUUAAUGAUGUUUGCUAUGGACAAAUUGUAAGAGAAAUCUGUUGGCUCAGUGUGGCUGACUUAAGAUGGGCUUUAAGUAAGCAGGAAAGUAAAUGGCUAUUUAUACAGAAAAUCCCAUUUGAUUAUGAUAAAAGGUUAUUAAAAUGCUUAAGAAUGGCAAUAACAGGAAGGAAGUAUGGACAGAGUUACUUUCCUUGAAAAGGACACUACUUGAUGAACACUUAACAAUUUAUUUCAAAUUAGUUUAAACCCACGUUGUUCUUUUCUAAACACGUUUUGGUGCUCAUAGGAAUCAGAGCAGUUAUUUUAGACCUGAUUCUAGUAGACAUAAAUCUGCUGGGGCAAAUUGAUUCUGUUGACUUAAAAAAUAUUACUAUCAUUACUUAUGAGAAAAGCAUCGAAGAUCACCGUAUAGCUAACUUUAGUGAUGAGAAAGUAAUCUACAAAGGGAGAUGUUCGUAGACAAGCCAAGUGUUCUCAAUAAGGGAGAAAUUAAUGAGAAGAAAGGAUUACUUUGUCCUCACAGGUAGAAUUUCUGUCGUGAAGAAAAUAUUAGAUUAUGGAUUUUUAAGCUGCUUCCUACUAGUACCUAUAAUUAAAAAUUCUGUUUUAUCAUCGUUUGACAUAAGAUUAUCUGAAAUCAUCCAACUCCUAACAUCCCUGAUACAGUCAGUCAUAGACUUGAUGACAAAAUCAGCAUCCGCAGAUCGAUUGGGGCUGAAUGAUACAACUGUGUAUCGUCUGCGUAGCAGUGAACUUGUGGGAGGUGGCGUUCAACGAUCUGAAACAGUUUGCGCAUGUAGAUAGUGAAAAGCAAGGGGCCCAAACAUGAUGAUGACCGAUGAUCAAAUCUUUUAAUUUUUAAGGCUUACUUCCCGGCAAUUGUAAAAAGUGAAAGAGAAAUAGAAAAAAAUUCCAAGUUCUAAUUAAAUCUUUUCUUAUGGUUGAGAGCAAAAUAUUCUCGAAACUGAGAAUGUUUUCAGAUCAAAGCUGUGUAAAUCGAACUGAAACAGUGCAUGGAACCUUGCAUUUCCUGUUUUUACUCUCACCUAUUGUAUGGAAUGUGUGUGAAAAUCUUCAUUACGAACGACCAAGAAUACUAUUGACCGACAAUAUGCAGAGCGGGGGCA